UGGAACCGUUCUGAAGAUGACUGGAGAGAAUGUAUCGUCCGUCGAGCACCUCAGCUUCAUAGCCUUUCUUAUUCAGAAAAGGCCAGAGGCCCUCAAUGCCCAUGAUGGAGUUUAAGAAUGAAGGAGUUUGAAGAAUGAAGAAUGAAGAAGUUGAUUGACAAGAGUGCAGCAAGAAUUCAUUAUUUUAUUUGAUUUCAUCGUUUCACUGUGAGAAUAAUUUUCCCAGUUAUUAUUCAUGCACCGAGAAGGUGUCUUACUCUCUAUAAAACACCCACCCCUAUCCAUCUCCCCCCUGUGUCAGCGAUCAUGAACUCACUCAGAAUUCGGGAUGUCGCUCACUUCAGCCACGACUAUGAUCCAUUCAUCCCACCAGCUCCGUGCGCUUUCACAGAAGGAAUAGAUCCUCUUCCCCUGCACAAAGAUUUCACUACCCCAGAAGCCUUCCGUUCAUUCUGGAAAAGAGAGCGCGAAAGAAGCCAUUGGAUUUUCGACUCUGAGAAACACUCCCGUGUGUGGUACAACUAUGAGUCACCUCUGGGCAGCCUGCCUGUUGCCACCAUCAAAGUAACUGGACGUCCGCCUCAAUAUGACUGGUCCAUCAAACAUCUGUGUCGAUUCUCAGGGGUCGCAAAGAAGCAAUCAGAGCAUGGACAACGCGAUUCGGUUCGUCAAAACUGCCCUGUCUUUAUCAGGAUCCAGAAGUUGCGCGGCGAAGAGAGAGUGCGCAUUGAAUACCACUGGCUGCACUCGCAUGAUACGGACCCUGUAUUUCAUUCGGCUUAUCCUCGAGGUCGAAAUGAGCAAAAGUGGAUAGAAUCUAUGGUUAAAGACGGUAGAAACUGGAGAAGCAUAAGAGAAAAGCUGACACUAGCCAGCUCUCAGAUAACAACGGCCAACCCGGAAGACCCUCGCCCCAAGUCCCUCCUUAUUAGGUACGACGAUGUCCGAAGCGCUAUGUACCGACACAGGACUUUGGCAUACAAGAAGAACUAUGAUGUUUCUUUGAGUGUGAAACUUUGGAUGGACACCAUUCGGAAAGAGGGUGGCAAAUCGCUAUUUGAUGAAGAUGUAGCAAAGCUCGAUGGCAAGAACUACAUGAUAGCCUGGUCUUCUUCAUUCCAAAUCAAGAUCAUGCAAGACAACGCAAACAUUGCUUGAUGUUCGCUCGCUCCAAGCGAUACCUAUCUCGUUCAUGAUCUCGAACACGGAAUCACAGUAUCCGAUCAUCGCAUGGCUCUCGUGGCUGAAGAGGGAGUGCAACCUCCGGAUGGAAAGGUUCAUGGUGGACUGUGCUAAGACCGAACAUCAAGCAAUCAGAAGCGCAUUCCCGUGCGCCUCUAUUUACUUGUGCCUCUUUCAUGUCGCGAAAC
Gamsiella multidivaricata is the source of this 1370-nucleotide messenger RNA. RefSeq lists its product as uncharacterized. The transcript is spliced from 5 exons. Bases 307 to 1158 code for a protein of 283 amino acids. NCBI's taxonomy places the organism in Eukaryota, Fungi, Mortierellomycota, Mortierellomycetes, Mortierellales, Mortierellaceae. The record is from RefSeq and is a predicted model, not a curated record.